AUGAUCGACGGCACCGUGAAGCUCUACUCGGGCGUCUAUUACGACAACCCUCUGCUCACGAUCAACAUUAACUACCCGAAUCAAUGUUACAACAUCGACUGUAACUUUCUCGCCAACAAGGUCGAAUCUGCGAGGUGGGGCGACCUCCCGACAACGGGCAUCGACGGGAAGGCAUACAUCGUCUUCUACGCAGAAUCCGGCUGCGAAGGGAACAGGGCGACCAUCACACUCCCUCAUAACGGCGGCAUUCGCGACUUCAGCCCCAACAAAGUCCAAGGUGUUAUCAAAUCUUUCGCGGUGUUAUCCGUAACGAAGCUUGUGGACAACGGGUUUUCCAACAUUUGCAUGUGGACUGGGUCGAAUGUUGUCGGUGGAUAUGUCUCGCAGAGUGACACUCUCCACAUGGUCAACGCGACGGUCUCCUAG
Phytophthora nicotianae INRA-310 is the source of this 426-nucleotide messenger RNA. RefSeq lists its product as hypothetical. The record is from RefSeq and is a predicted model, not a curated record. Bases 1 to 426 code for a protein of 141 amino acids. Lineage: Eukaryota; Oomycota; Peronosporomycetes; Peronosporales; Peronosporaceae. The transcript has a single exon.